AUGGACGUGGUGACUGGUGCCAUGGAAAGCCUACUUCCCAAGCUGGGUGAGCUGCUCGUUGGGGAGUACCGCCUACAGAAGGGCGUGAAGAAAGAUGUCGAGUCCCUUGAGAGAGAGAUGAAGAGCAUGCACGCUGCUCUUACAAAGGUGGCCAAGGUGCCAAGGGACCAGCUCGACCAGCAAGUCAAGAUCUGGGCAGAUGAAAUCAGGGAGCUGUCGUACGACGCAGAGGAUGUCGUUGACAAGUUCCUGGUGUCUAUCGAGGGAUCUAAUCCUACAGUCAACUCGAGCAAGCUCAAAGGGCUAAUGGAGAAGAUCACCAGCUUGUUCACCAAAGGCAAGACUCGCCAUCUGAUUGCCAAUGCAAUCAAGGACAUCAAGGACCGUGCCCAAGAGGUGGCUGACCUGCGUGACAGAUGCAAAGUCGACGAUGCUGUUGCCAAUGCAGCUAGCAUAAACAAUACCAUUGAUCCUCGUAUAUUGGCUUUAUACAAGGAUCAGAAAGAUCUCGUUGGCAUUGAAGACGCAAGGGACCAGCUAACCGAGAGGCUUACACAUGAUGAAGGAGAUACGUCAAAUCAGCCGCUCCAGAUAGUCUCUAUUGUUGGACCCGGAGGACUCGGUAAGACAACUCUUGCCAAGGCAGUGUAUGAUAGUCUUCAAACACAAUUUAAUUGCAAGGCUUUUGUUCCGGUGGGUCGAAACCCUAAUGUGAGCAAAGUUCUCAAGGACAUACUCCUGGAACUGGAACUGGGUAACUCUAUGAGUGAUAUAGCCACAUUAGAUGAAAGACAAGUCAUCAACAAACUCCGAGAUCUACUUCAAGAUAAGAGGUACUUUAUUAUUAUCGAUGACAUAUGGGAUUUAAAAGCAUGGGGAAUAAUCAAAUGUGCUUUGUUGGAUAACAAUCGUGGAAGUCGAGUAAUCACAACUACUCGCAUUCUUGAAGUUGCUGCAAAUACCGGCAAUGUCUACAAGCUAGAACCGCUUUCUCCUGAUUUGUCUGAAGAACUAUUCUAUACAAGAUUAUUUGGUGGUAAAGACAAAUGUCCUUACCGAAAAAGGGUUUCCCUCCGCUUUAUAUUAUAA
Messenger RNA from Triticum turgidum subsp. durum (durum wheat), 1089 nucleotides. The record is from the annotation of a GenBank genome assembly. NCBI's taxonomy places the organism in Eukaryota, Viridiplantae, Streptophyta, Magnoliopsida, Poales, Poaceae.